AUGGCGGAACCGGCCGUGACAUUACGGGGCCCUGCGAGGCAGUCGGAGACGGAGGUGCUAGCAGCGAAGGAAGCGGAGACGGCCAUGGAACGGCAUCAGAAGCUAACUGCAGGUGGGAGACGACGGCCGCGGCGGGAGGAUUGGGAGGAGAGAGAAUGUAUAAAGGUCCCCAGAGACAUGGAUGAUGCUAAAGCCUUGGGAAAAGUGCUCUCUAAAUAUAAGGAUACCUUCUAUGUACAAGUACUAGUAGCCUAUUUUGCUACCUAUGUUUUCCUACAGACGUUUGCUAUUCCUGGGUCUAUAUUUCUGAGUAUACUCUCGGGAUUUCUCUAUCCAUUCCCCCUAGCUCUGUUUCUUGUCUGCUUGUGCUCUGGACUUGGGGCUUCUUUCUGUUAUAUGUUGUCCUAUUUAGUUGGGAGACCAGUCGUAUAUAGAUAUCUGACAGAAAAAGCAGUAAAAUGGUCAAAACAGGUCGAACGGCACAGAGAACACCUCAUUAACUACAUAAUAUUUUUGAGAAUAACGCCUUUCCUUCCUAAUUGGUUUAUCAAUAUAACCUCUCCUGUAAUAAACGUGCCAUUGAAAGUAUUUUUCAUUGGUACUUUCCUUGGUGUCGCACCGCCAUCCUUUGUAGCAAUUAAAGCUGGCACAACACUUUACCAGCUAACAACAGCAGGUGAAGCUGUUUCUUGGAACUCUGUUUUUGUUCUCAUGAUUCUAGCUAUUCUCUCUAUUCUGCCAGCUGUCUUCCAGAAGAAACUUAAAGAAAAAUUCGAAUGAGGGCCAGCCUGGAUCUUCCUUCCCAUAUUUCAUCUCAGGAUCAGCACUAUUUGUAUGAUCACUUUUAUAUUGGAUCUUUAGCAAUUAAAAAAAGGAGAUGACUGUAAGAGAAACAUAUUUCUGAACUUCUUGCUCAGUUUUAUUUAUGGGGCACAACGGUGAAGUAAUAGCGGUUGGAAUAAAAGUGAGUAAAGGUAUUUAAAAAAAACAUGAGAAGCAUUGUUUUAACUAAUCUGUAAUAUUUAAUCUGAAUGAUAUGUGUUUGUGUGUAUACACACAGACACACACACGCACACACAUACAUGCCUUAUGUGAUGAUUGUGUGUGACUUGAUGACUUAAUGUGAAUAAUUCAUUCCUGUUCCCCCUUUUCUGUUCAUUUCUUCAUUAUUUAUAAGUCCUGAAUAAUAAUAAUACUUCCAAUUUAUUGAUCGCUCUU
Gekko japonicus is the source of this 1218-nucleotide messenger RNA. RefSeq names its product transmembrane protein 41B (gene TMEM41B). NCBI's taxonomy places the organism in Eukaryota, Metazoa, Chordata, Lepidosauria, Squamata, Gekkonidae. Gene Ontology annotation, cellular component: endoplasmic reticulum membrane. The coding region runs from base 1 to 780 and encodes 259 amino acids. The transcript has 6 exons. The record is from RefSeq and is a predicted model, not a curated record.